CACCUCCUCCUCCUUGUCCUCUUUCUCUCUCUCUCUCUCUCUCUCUCUCUCUCUCUCUCUGGAAUGUACCAAACCCCUCUUCUCCUACGGACAUUGGAAAACCAAUAAGAGAAUCCUAAUCCCCCCCUCCUCUCCUCUCCUCCUCAAAGAUGCUCUUCACUCCCCACCCAAACCCUAAUCCCAUUAAUACCCUUAAUCCCCUUAAUCCCCUUAAUCCCCUUCCUCUUCCUCUUCAUCUCCUCGUUGCAGCUCUUUUCAAAACCCUAAGAUGUUCUCUCUAUCUUUAUCCCUACCAAUUACCCCCUCAGCUCUCCGACCCGUCUCGAUCCGCCGCGGCGCCCCCUGUUCAAAAGAUCGGAUUUUGACAUCCGGGCCGGGCGCAAAAUCGCGGUUUGGGAAGCGAUUCAGGGCUUCUGCUGAAUCCGGGAGGAUGGCGGGCGCUUUUGGGAGAAGCGAGGGUUUUGAUGGGAUCAGUUUGGGAGAAGCGGAAGCGAUUCUGGGAAAUGGGGCUUUGUCGUCAUCGUCGUCGUCAUCGUCGUCGUCGGUGGUUUCGAGCCCGAAUUCGGCGUGGGGGAGCGUUGAAUCGACCAUAAAUCAAAUGAGCAAGUGGAUAGUUGCCGCUCUUUUCGGCCUCGUCAUUCUUUGGAAGCAUGAUGCGGAAGCCCUGUGGGCUGCGAUGGGGUCGGUUGUAAAUUCAUGGCUUUCGAUUACUUUGAAACGCAUUCUAAAUCACGAAAGGCCCUCGGCUUUGAGAUCCGAUCCUGGGAUGCCGUCGUCGCAUGCGCAAUCCAUCUUUUAUGCCGCCAUCUUCGCAAUCUUCUCAUUGGUCUACUGGCUGGGGACCAACAUUCUCACAAUAACACUUGGGAUUGCCAUCGUAGCAUGUGGUUCUUAUCUUUCGUGGUUGCGGGUAUCCCAACAACUCCACACCAUAAGCCAAGUCCUCGUCGGCGCCGUGUUGGGGUCGACCUGCGGUAUCGUAUGGUUUUGGAUGUGGCAUUCGUUUGUAUUCGAAGCAUUCAUCGCGUCUAUAUGGGUUCGGAUUCUCGUGGUUUUGGGUUCAGCAGCAUUCUGCGCGGCCUUCCUGAUUUACGUGAUUCGCCACUGGCUCCAGGAUGAACAUUGAUCAGAAAACAAUGGAUACUGACCAAAAAUAAAAAAAACCAUCCAAUACAAAUCUCAUUAUUUUAAGAUGUAUUUUAUCUUGUAGCUUUUGCAAUCAUUUAGAGGUGGUUUUGAAGCUUUUAAGCACGAAGCCGUCGAUGCCUCCAAAUUGAGAGCAAGCAAUUUAUUUUUAUUGGUUAUGGUACAUAACACGAAUUUUUCGAUUGGUUUUCGCAAAAGCUGUAAAAAGCAUGCUAAUGGAGCAAACUGAAUUGGAAUCUGCGUCGGCGAAGACGAGUUCGUCGGAAAUUUGGGUUCAGUUGCUAUCAGGAAGAGCUUGUUUUCACAGCAAUAUUUUCAGUGAAGUGAAAAAUGUGUAGAAUUUUGGUUGUACAAUUUUCCUUCCUGAAUACCAUAGUGAGGCAUUAUAAUAAUUUGCUAUUCUACAUGUA
Molecule: messenger RNA, 1556 nt
Organism: Ananas comosus (pineapple)
Lineage: Eukaryota; Viridiplantae; Streptophyta; Magnoliopsida; Poales; Bromeliaceae
Product: lipid phosphate phosphatase epsilon 2, chloroplastic
Exons: 4
Coding region: 269-1126 (285 amino acids)
Biological process (GO): protein N-linked glycosylation; lipid biosynthetic process
Cellular component (GO): endoplasmic reticulum membrane; intracellular membrane-bounded organelle
Molecular function (GO): dolichyldiphosphatase activity
Source: RefSeq, a predicted model, not a curated record